CAACCCGCUGCUGCAGGAGCGCUGCAACAGCGAGGAGCUGCGGCACGUCGUCUGCCACCUCGAGACCAAGGAGCUGUGGGACAAAUUCAACGAGCUGGGCACCGAGAUGAUCAUCACCAAGUCCGGCAGGCGCAUGUUCCCGACGUGCCGCGUGUCGUUCACGGGCGUGCGCGCCGAGCAGCGGUACGCGGUGCUGAUGGACAUCGUGCCGGUGGACAACAAGCGCUACCGGUACGCCUACCACCGCUCGUCGUGGCUGGUGGCCGGCAAGGCGGAUCCGCCCGCGCCCUGCCGCCUCUACAUGCACCCAGACUCGCCCUUCACCGGCGAGCAGCUGCGCAAGCAGGUCGUCUCCUUCGAGAAGGUCAAGCUCACCAACAACGAGAUGGACAAGCACGGACACCUGGUGCUGAACUCGAUGCACAAGUACCAGCCGCGCAUCCACCUGGUGAAGCGCAGCGAAGCCAACGCGUCGGCGCCCAUCACCGACCUCGAGAGGGAGGAGUUCAAGACCUUCAUCUUCCCAGAGUCCGUCUUCACCGCUGUCACUGCCUACCAGAACCAGCUGAUUACGAAGCUGAAGAUUGACAGCAAUCCUUUUGCCAAAGGCUUCCGGGAUUCAUCGCGACUGACGGAAUUCGAAAGGGAGACGAUGGAGUCGAUGCUGGCGGAGCAGCAGUACUUGCGCGCGCCGCUGCGGCCCUUCUGCGAGCUGGACACGCACAACAACAACCUGACGCUGGAAGAGAAGGCGCUGCUGGCGGCGCGCAGCCAGCUCUUCCUGCGCGCGGCAGCCGCCGCCGCCGCCUCUGCCGCCGCCUCCGGGGGCGCGGGCGCCGCCGCCGCAGUGGGGCCGUACGGCCCACUGGGGCCCGCGGUAUACGGCGCCGGCCCUCUCUGGGGGCAGUGGGCGUGCCUCGGCCCCCAGCUGCUGCACGCGCACCAGCUCGCAGCCGCCGCCGCCUCCGCCUCCGUCUCCUCCGCUGCCGGCCAGCAGCUGCCGGCGCUGCCGCGGCCCCUCUACCCGGGCAUCGCGCAGCAGCACAGUAAAAGAAGUUCAUAUGCUUCUUUAUUUUUCUUCCACGGCUUGCCCGGCUUCGAGCGCUGCUUUUUAUCGGCUGCAAUCUUCCCGCCCUCCCUCGCCGCUGCGCGCUGGCGAAUCGGCACUGCGGCCGCCGCCGCCGCCGCCUCCGGGAAAAGCGGCUUUUAUGGUGCUGCUCCUGGUGAACCGCCCUCGGUGGAGAGCGGCAGCGCCGGCGAGGCUGCAAAGGGCUGCGCCGACGCCCGAGAACAAUGCGGGGGCGGCGGGAGCGGCGCACGACAAAUUGGCUGCCCCCGGCUCGCCGCCCACUCCGACAAAUUACCACGCCGCCGCCGCCGUGUGUGUGUGUGUGCGUUUGUGUAUGUGUGA
Schistocerca piceifrons (Central American locust) is the source of this 1411-nucleotide messenger RNA. Its product is annotated as T-box transcription factor TBX20-like. The record is from RefSeq and is a predicted model, not a curated record. Gene Ontology annotation, molecular function: DNA-binding transcription factor activity, RNA polymerase II-specific; RNA polymerase II cis-regulatory region sequence-specific DNA binding. Gene Ontology annotation, cellular component: nucleus. Bases 107 to 1411 code for a protein of 434 amino acids. The transcript is spliced from 7 exons. Gene Ontology annotation, biological process: cell fate specification; heart development; positive regulation of DNA-templated transcription. Lineage: Eukaryota; Metazoa; Arthropoda; Insecta; Orthoptera; Acrididae.